UCUUUGGUUACCAGGACAGAGCUUUGCCGCUUUAGCGGUGCCAAGAUAUACCCUGGGAAGGUUAUUAGAUUUAUUCGCUCAGACUCCCAGGUCUUCCUCUUUCCCAACUCGAAAUGCAAGAGGUAUUUCCAUAAUCGCCUGAGGCCUGCAAAGCUUACAUGGACUGCUGUGUACCGCAAACAACAUAAGAAGGACAUUGCUGCUGAAACUGUGAAGAAGAGGCGUCGAACAACCAAAAAGCCCUACUCAAGGUCAAUCGUUGGUGCCACCUUGGAAGUUAUCCAGAAGAGAAGAGCUGAGAAGCCAGAGGUCCGAGGUGCUGCACGUGAAGCUGCUUUACGUGAAAUCAAGGAGAGAAUCAAGAAAACCAAGGAUGAGAAGAAGGCAAAGAAGGCAGAAGUGAUGUCCAAUGCACAGAAAACAAGCAAGGGUAAUGUCCCCAAGGGAGCUUUACCUAAGGGUCCUAAGCUUGGAGGUGCUGGUGGCAAACGAUAGUUUUUCUUGUCGCUUAAAGUUUUUCGUUGCCUGUUUAUGAAUGAUAUCGUAUUACUGAAUUUUGACUCUAGUUUUGUACGGAUGGUUGGCGACAUGCCAUCUCUCUGUUUCUUGAGCAUUUUAUGAGAAAUAGCACACCUACUUUCCUUGAUCAA
This is a messenger RNA of Olea europaea var. sylvestris, 650 nucleotides long. Its product is annotated as 60S ribosomal protein L24-like. Gene Ontology annotation, cellular component: cytosolic large ribosomal subunit. Gene Ontology annotation, biological process: cytoplasmic translation. The transcript has 4 exons. NCBI's taxonomy places the organism in Eukaryota, Viridiplantae, Streptophyta, Magnoliopsida, Lamiales, Oleaceae. The annotation marks the transcript as partial. Gene Ontology annotation, molecular function: mRNA binding; structural constituent of ribosome. The record is from RefSeq and is a predicted model, not a curated record.